Molecule: messenger RNA, 2543 nt
Organism: Mya arenaria
Lineage: Eukaryota; Metazoa; Mollusca; Bivalvia; Myida; Myidae
Exons: 4
Coding region: 237-815 (192 amino acids)
Source: RefSeq, a predicted model, not a curated record
UCUUGUACAAAUUAACUGAUCAUGACAUAUCAAUCUUGUAAGCGCUUUAUUUUAAUUAUAACAAGAGCAUAAGUUAAUUUAAUUAAAAACAGCAUCACACAAAUCUGCUGAAUUGAUGCUAGCAAGUAUUAAUUUCAAGUUACAAGUAGGUGAACAACUGAGGAAACACUCUUUUUUUGUCAAACAGCAUGUAAACAUCAUACUGAACUAGAGCACAAAAACAUACUUACCAGAUUAUGCAGUCAGAUCCCGCCAUAAUGACAGCAGCUGUAGGGGACACAACCCUGACUCAGGAUAACAAAGUGUCUAACCAGGACAGCACUUCAGACACCUUAUUUGAGAAACUGUACCAUUAUGACUUCUAUGAGAACAAGAAAUUUAUGGAUGGUUGGAGAAAGGUCAAAGAAGCAAUUCCUCCACAGAAAAUGAAAGAGUCUUUCAUCAAAGCUCAAGUUUUCUUUUUUUCAAGAGAAUUGGAACCAGUCGAUUAUCAGAAGUAUUGCAAAUGGCUAGAGGAUAAUGAAAGAAAUGUAGAAGAAACUGCGUCCUACAAAACAUGUAUGGAAGAGAAUACAAGUUUAGCAGAAGUUUGGAAACCAAAUACUAGUGACACGUGCAGCAACAAGGAAGACAGUGAACAUGAAGUUAUGGAGCCAAAACAUCCAGAAAACUUUCUUGAGUUAGUAGAAAUGAUUCAGAAGGGGAUAAAACUGCCUGGUACUGAGGAAUUAGACAUACAGCCCCUGAAUGUGGAGCCCACGCCCAGUGAUAAAUUGCCACCAGCGAAACCAUGGGAGAUGGAUCUACAGACUUGACAAGAUUGAUAGAAGUUUUAAUUACAAAUGUCCAUUAUAUAACAAUGUGCUAACUUUGAUAUCUUGUCUGACAUGAGACAAUUACGUUACAUACAAGAAAACAGGCUCUUGGUUUCAAGUGCAGUAGUUAUCAUUUAUUUUAAAUGGUGGAUGUAACAUGUAGCAGACAUUUGAAUGUGAAUUUCGAUACACGAUUAUGUAGUUGUGCAAAUCUAAUGAUUAGGUACUAUGUUAUAGAUAAUUGUGUUAAAUCUUGCCUCAUGAAUGCCGUCUUGUUUUAUGUUUUUGACUUGUAUUCACGAAACUUUACAUCGGAAUUGCUCAAAAUUGUUUACAUGAACUUAUAUGAACAUUGACCAUCCAUUGUUCUUAAAGAUGCACUCCAACUCCAACAUAAGAUUUACCUCAAUUAAUAAUAUUGUUUUAUUAUUCAAAAAAAGAUGAAUGAAUGUCGAGAACAAAGGUUCUAAUAAAGGAUACACAUUUUAAUUUGAAAGAAAUGUGCAUAAAACACGGGAUUUCUACCUUUUUAGAUUAUAGUAGAUCACAGUAAAUCUUGACGCAUUCAUCAAUCAUUUAAUAUUUUUGCAUUUUCAGCUAUUAACUACACGGCUACAAUCUUGUUUUCAGUAAUUAAUUUUUUCCAUAAAUGCAUUGUUUAGUAAGUAGUUAAAGGUUUAUCAGUCAAAAUAUUUCUUUGUUAUACAUGUGUAUGCAUUGAUAUUGAAUAAGAGUGUCACUUUAAAGUUUAAAGAAGAAAGAUGAAAUGGUCCUGGUUGGCGGAAAUCAAGGUUAAGGUGAAGCUGGUACCAUGCCCCAUGUUUAUGAAAGUCACAAACUCACAAUUUUAGACCCAUAUCUACAACAAAGACGGUUUUACCUUAUUUGGUAGACCCUUCUGCAUUUAGAGAGACAAGCAUGUGUACCUUCCUUUUUUCAUAGAAUUAAAUGCUUAAGAUGAGAGUUAUUUCUCCGAUUUGAUCUUUGAUUUUUUUUGACUGGACAUUUCAACCAAAAUUCUAAUAAAAAGAGAAUGACCAAGUUUAGCAUGAAAAUGUGGCUGCAUUUUUUUUAACAAACAUAGACCUGUUGACUUAAUUUUGACCCUAUAUUUAACAUAUUCAAACCUGACCUAAUUAUUAUCCCCCGCCUUAAAAAGGCGAGGGGAUAUAGUAAUGGUAGGCGUGAUUCCGUGCGUGUGUGUGUGUGUGCGUACCUGUAUGUGUGCAUGCGUCUGUCCCAUAUUCAUUUCUUUGCAUCUCCUCUUACAUUUCUCAUGCGAUUUCUACCAAACUUUUACAGAUUGAUGAUCAUAAAGUGAAGCAGCGCAUAUUGACGGGCUUUUGCGAUUCAACCAUUUUUUAAAGAGUUAUAGCCCUUUGUUUAUUUUACAUUUAAAAUUGGUUUCUUUGCAACUCCUCUUACGUUUUUCAUGUGAUUUCUACCAAACUUUCACAGAUUGAUGACUAUAUAGUGACGCAGCGCAUAUUGUCGGGCUUUUGCAAUUCGGCCAUUUUUGAAAGAGUUAUUGCCCUUUUUUUAAAUUUAAAAUUGGUUUCUUCACAACUCCUCUUACGUUUUUCAUGCGAUUUCUACCAAACUUUCACAGAUUGACGACUAUAUAGUGACGCAGCGCAUAUUGUCAGGCUUUUGCAAUUUGAUCUUUUUUGAAAGUGUUAUUGCCCUUUCUUAAUUUUACGCAUUUCUUAUGUUCCUGAGACACUACCC